AUGGCCGUCGCCUACCUGCUGGGCAACGGCUCCGCGCCGCUGCUCGCCGGCGCCCUGGAGGGGCCCUUCGCCGCCAACGCCUCGGCCGCCGCCUGCCGCCCCGCCGCGCCGCCCUGCGCGGCCGCGCCGCCGGGCGCCUGGGGCAACGGCUCGGCGGCGGCGGGCUGGGACCGCUCCGCGCCCUGCGGCGGCGGCAACGGCAGCGCGGGCGGCGGCGGGCCCUGCGCGCCCGCGGCGGGCGGCCCCUCCGUGGUCACGGCCAUCGCCAUCAUGGCCCUCUACUCCGUCGUCUGCGUGGUGGGGCUGUUCGGCAACUUCUUGGUCAUGUAUGUCAUCAUCCGGUACACGAAAAUGAAGACUGCCACCAAUAUCUAUAUUUUCAAUCUUGCAUUGGCAGAUGCUCUAGCAACAAGUACUCUGCCAUUCCAGAGUGUGAAUUACUUGAUGGGAACAUGGCCAUUUGGUACAAUACUUUGUAAGAUCGUUAUAUCCAUAGACUACUACAAUAUGUUCACCAGUAUCUUUACACUCUGCACCAUGAGCGUGGAUCGCUAUGUAGCUGUUUGCCACCCAGUCAAGGCACUUGAUUUCCGUACUCCCAGAAAUGCUAAAAUUGUCAAUGUCUGCAAUUGGAUUCUUUCUUCUGCUAUUGGCCUACCAGUUAUGUUCAUGGCAACUACUAAAUACAGGCAAGGCUCUAUUGACUGCACACUUACAUUCUCCCAUCCUGCUUGGUAUUGGGAGAACCUCCUGAAAAUCUGUGUAUUCAUCUUUGCCUUCAUCAUGCCAGUCCUGAUCAUUACCGUAUGCUACGGGCUGAUGAUUUUACGCCUAAAGAGUGUUCGCAUGUUAUCUGGCUCCAAAGAGAAGGACAGGAACCUGCGGAGAAUCACAAGAAUGGUUCUGGUGGUGGUGGCAGUGUUUAUCGUGUGCUGGACUCCCAUCCACAUUUAUGUCAUCAUUAAAGCCCUGAUCAACAUUCCAGAAACUACUUUCCAAACUGUCUCCUGGCACUUCUGUAUUGCUCUAGGGUACACAAAUAGCUGCCUUAAUCCAGUCCUGUAUGCAUUUCUAGAUGAGAAUUUCAAAAGAUGUUUCAGAGAGUUCUGCAUUCCCACUUCCUCCACCAUUGAGCAACAAAACUCUACUCGAGUCCGACAAAACACUCGUGACCAUGCUUCCACUGCCAACACUGUGGACAGGACUAACCAUCAGUUGGAACUUCAAGAAGCUGAAACUGCUCCACUGCCGUGA
This is a messenger RNA of Rhea pennata, 1254 nucleotides long. It is a transcript of the gene OPRM1, whose product is annotated as opioid receptor mu 1. The transcript has 4 exons. NCBI's taxonomy places the organism in Eukaryota, Metazoa, Chordata, Aves, Rheiformes, Rheidae. Gene Ontology annotation, molecular function: morphine receptor activity; G-protein beta-subunit binding; G-protein alpha-subunit binding. The coding region runs from base 1 to 1254 and encodes 417 amino acids. Gene Ontology annotation, cellular component: plasma membrane; neuron projection. The record is from RefSeq and is a predicted model, not a curated record. Gene Ontology annotation, biological process: G protein-coupled opioid receptor signaling pathway; neuropeptide signaling pathway; sensory perception of pain.